UCUAUUUGAAUGCGUCCGUUUGCGCCUUCUGUGAGUUCCCACCGCCGAAUUCGAAACAGACGAUGAAAAUAUUUUAAUAUAAUACAAAACAAGUAUUGUACGCCUCAAAAACGCAGCUGGGAAGAUAACUGAACAAGAAACAAUGAGUGUCAACAUGAAGUCCCCUCGCCUCGACGAAGUUAAAGCCAAGCGAGACAUGGAGAGAAGCUCCCCGGAGAAGAAAAAUUCCCCCAUCAAGGACCCCCUGCCCUUCAAGCCCCCUGUCGAGAAGGUGCGCACCGUAUUGUUCCCCUGCGACCCCGCCCUCGGAGAGGCCCGCGACAAGGAGAACAAGACCGUCAAGGCGCGCGAAGGCAUCUUUGACAAGGCGCUAGAGGACAGCGGCUACUUGUCUUUGCAAAGCAGUCAAAUCGACGAAGGCGACCACCACUGUCACGGAAGAUUCCCCUCGACGUCCCUGCUACGUCCCCCCGUAACUCCUAAAAAGUCCGCUCUGUGUCAAGACGGGGCCGUUUCAGGAUGCCGGGCGAGCGUUUUAGUCACGUCCACGCCCGUGGACAAGCAGAAAGCACUCGCGUCCUUCCCCAAUCUUCCCAUCAUCAAGUUCCAGGAAGCCGUUUGUCAGGAGCUCGCCAAAAGUUACAGCGAGAAUAAGAGGUACGACUGGAGCGUCAUCUCCAGGGUGGCCAAGGAUCAUCCGCUUCACCAGGUAAUCGGCCGCAGCAUGGGCCUGGAGUUCAUCGACAUCUUCUCCAGGCUCCUGUCCAAGAACAUGUUGUGCAUCCUGUCCAACAUCUUGGCCCUGCUGGGAGACACGGACCUCAUCAGUUGCAAGAAGGUCAGCAGGACGUGGAGGAGGAUCAUACGUGAAGAUAGCGCCGCCACGAGAAGAUGUCGGCAUGCUGAACAAGUGCUUCAGGAGUCAUUAAUCUCUCUGAGGCAAAAGAACAGCGGUCUGACAAGAGACGCAGUGGCGUCCCGGUUGGUGAUGUCUCGCAUCCAGAGAAUGGCAUCUCCUCACCGCCCCUCCUCCACCAACAGCCAAACCACACCCUUGCAAAAAACCGACAAAUCUCGCUUCAACGAAUUCUUGCAGGCCGCCAGCACCCUGAAGAGUCACGAGUCCCUGAAACGGUGCACGCACUGCGGCUCGCCCGCCGUUCACUCGCCCGAGCUCCGGCAAGCCGCGUGCACCAGGAGCUCCUGCCAGUUCUUAUUCUGUACAAAGUGCCACGAGGCCUACCACGGCGCCAAACCGUGCAGAGCGGUGCCUUCCCGUUCGGCCCAGGGCAAGUCCGUCGCCCUCCUCCCCUGCAGCGCGCAAAGCAAGAAAAACAUUAGGAGGUUGUGACAAGGUUUCUCCAAUUGUGAGUUGUUGACAUAGUGUUCCCCAAAAAAUAUGAUACUGCACAAGAGCACCUACCUCGGCUAAAGCACUUGUUCUCAAAAGCUUGCUGGACAAUCAACCGUUUUCAGUGUUUUUCAGGUGAGAAGAAAAAGAUUUAAUGUUCUUUUAUGUUUUAAACUUGUAAAUAGUUCAUCUUAUUGUUAGUUUGAAAUAAAUGUUGGCGUUUCUUAACUGUUUGUACUGACAUUUUCUU
This is a messenger RNA of Corythoichthys intestinalis (scribbled pipefish), 1601 nucleotides long. It is a transcript of the gene fbxo5, whose product is annotated as F-box protein 5. The record is from RefSeq and is a predicted model, not a curated record. Gene Ontology annotation, molecular function: protein binding; zinc ion binding. Bases 143 to 1351 code for a protein of 402 amino acids. Gene Ontology annotation, cellular component: nucleus. Lineage: Eukaryota; Metazoa; Chordata; Actinopteri; Syngnathiformes; Syngnathidae. The transcript has 6 exons. Gene Ontology annotation, biological process: negative regulation of meiotic nuclear division; regulation of mitotic nuclear division.